AUGGGUGGAAGUGCUGAGGCAUGGAAACAACGUGGAAGGCUUCUGUACAAGACCAAUGACUUCCAUUUCCACCGAAUUCUUUCUUUACACAGCGGUUUCUCCAUGGAAGCUUACAAGAGAGCCCUGAAUACACGACAAGGUUUGUCCAUUAGAAAUCUUGUGGAAUCUGUGUACCGUCGGAAAAGUAAUAUUCCUUCAAAUUUGGGACUCUUGAGAGGAUUAAUUUCUCUCAACAUAUCAAAAAAUAAUCUAAGUGGGCUAAUUCCAGAAUCCUUGGGAGCCUGGACUUUGUUGGAAUCUUUGGAUCUUUCAGAAAAUAAUUUGUCAGGAAAGAUUCCUAUUCAACUUUUAAAUCUCACAUUCCCUGCUGUGUUGAAUCUUUCUGACAACAUGUUGUCAGGGUUAAUACCACAAGGGAAGCAGUUUUCAACCUUUGAGGUUUCUUCUUUUCGAGGAAAUCCUAAUCUUCAUGGACCUCCCCUUGAAAAUAGGACAGAGAGUCCUGGUUUUGGUAGACAAUAUAAUUACAAAGAAUUGAAUAAUACAUCCACUGAAAGUGUAGAUGUAGAUGUGAUGGAUCGAUGGUGGGUAGUGGGAGUGGGGUUAAGUUACGGAGUGGGAUUUGCUACCAUGAUUGCAGUGUUGUGCUUCCACAUGAAAUGGAGAUACAUAUACUUUUCUUUCAUGGAUAAUUUUAUCUAUGAUCUCUUUGAAUAG
Molecule: messenger RNA, 717 nt
Organism: Cryptomeria japonica (Japanese cedar)
Lineage: Eukaryota; Viridiplantae; Streptophyta; Pinopsida; Cupressales; Cupressaceae
Product: receptor-like protein EIX2
Exons: 2
Coding region: 1-717 (238 amino acids)
Molecular function (GO): protein binding
Source: RefSeq, a predicted model, not a curated record